AAGCGCAACGUCAUCGACCACCUCGGCAGCGCUCAACGACGGCCCGCCAUGGUGCUGCACUUCGCCCUGCGCCGCGCCGCCACGGCCGCUACGGUGCUCCGCGUGCCGAAGAUGCCCAGCAGCCUCCUGCAGGCCAGCAGCCACAGCAUGCCCUACCUGCCUGUGGAUAUGGUCUUCCGCUUCUUCCCCCGUUGGACCCGGGACAAGGUGCGUUUCUUCUAUUGGUACUACCUGGUCUCUUUCUUGACGGGUCUUGGUAUUUUGAUGGGCUACUUCCACACACCAUAUGUGGGCGACAACUACGAUCACUUUGCUGAGACCCCCCUCUACCUCUGGACCAAAUCGAGCUUGGCGAAAACUGGGCAGCUGGAAGAGAACCUCCGAGUGAAGGUUCAUCACUUCUACCCGCAGACUGAGUAGAUGAAAGUCGCGGCUGUUGACGCUGAGAAAGGAAACAUCGAGUUUGGCUCAACGUAAUUUCCGGUUUUAAU
This is a messenger RNA of Cladocopium goreaui, 491 nucleotides long. NCBI's taxonomy places the organism in Eukaryota, Dinophyceae, Suessiales, Symbiodiniaceae. The record is from the annotation of a GenBank genome assembly.